AUGAGUGGGUCACUAUCCGAUAGAGUAUCAAGUAUGAAAUUCAUGCAAGUUGCUGGAGAUAGACAUCGGACGAUUGCAAAGGAAGAAGCCGACAGUCAAAAAAAGAAAAAGAUGCAGGAUUUCAGUGAAUGGAGUCUUCCAAUGACCUCUAAGACAUUAAAAGUUCUAAAGUCCAAAAGUAAAAGAAUUCCUAAAGUUGGUUACACUAAUAUAAAUACAAUGCUUCCAAGGAUUAGCAAAGAUAUAAAUCACCAAAUCAUAGGACGGAAAACGAUGGACUCUUCGGUAGAAGAAAUUGUCAAAAAACCUACCCUUAACUCUGAAGAUGUACGAAACCAUGAGAACCGAGAAGUAACAACAAAGGGGAAGACAGAAGAAGAAGAAAAACCUAAAAAAUCCAAAAAAGGUAAGAAAAGUAAGAAGUCAAAACCUAUGAGUGAUUUUCAACUUAAAAGUGACGACGAGUUUGAUCCUACUGAAGUUGAACUAUCUUCUAAGAGCUUGCUGGAUUUAUGGAAAGCAAAAAAAAGUUAG
This is a messenger RNA of Pichia kudriavzevii, 534 nucleotides long. RefSeq lists its product as uncharacterized. Lineage: Eukaryota; Fungi; Ascomycota; Pichiomycetes; Pichiales; Pichiaceae. Bases 1 to 534 code for a protein of 177 amino acids. The transcript has a single exon. The record is from RefSeq and is a predicted model, not a curated record.